This is a messenger RNA of Zychaea mexicana, 1263 nucleotides long. RefSeq names its product nucleoside phosphorylase domain-containing protein. The transcript has 2 exons. Gene Ontology annotation, molecular function: uridine phosphorylase activity. Gene Ontology annotation, biological process: uridine catabolic process. Lineage: Eukaryota; Fungi; Mucoromycota; Mucoromycetes; Mucorales; Lichtheimiaceae. The record is from RefSeq and is a predicted model, not a curated record. The coding region runs from base 144 to 1106 and encodes 320 amino acids. Gene Ontology annotation, cellular component: cytosol.
AUAAAGAAAAGUACGUCACGGUUGCCCCGUUUUGAGUCGGAGCAGGUUGGACUUUCAUCAGGCCUCCACUGGUCUUUCCCAUUUUCCCUUUUCUCUUUAACUUUCACCAUCUCUAUACCCAGGCCCAAAACCCCGCAUACACAAUGAAAGAAGCUCUGGCAAACGCAAAUUUCCCACAGGAUGCUGACGGACGAGUAUACCAUAUCAACGUUAAGCAGGGUGAAGUGGCGAACCGUAUCCUAACUGUCGGUGAUCACGUACGAGCUCGAGCUAUAGCCAGAUGGUUGGAUAGCGACGAGGAGGCCGGCCAUCCAACUUUCAUCCACACCAGUCAACGUGGUUUCCUGACUAUUACAGGACGAUACAAAGGAGUUCCUAUCACCAUCCUUGCGAUUGGCAUGGGAAGUCCAAUGAUGGAUUUCUUUAUCCGUGAAACCCGUGCCGUUGUUUCAGGCACCAUGGCCGUCAUCCGCUUCGGCUCAUGUGGCUCAUGGACCGAACGUGCAAAACUCGGCUCUGUGAUUGUCCCUCGCGCCGGCUUUUGCAUUCGUCGCAACCUAGACUAUUUCAGCGAUCACCCCAUCUAUCCAGAGCUGGCAAAGUCAACGCCCUAUCUUGUUUCGGGCACCUUUGAUGCCGAUGCCGAAAUGACCGACCAGUUGGCAGGCAAUUUGAAAUCGGUGCUCGGCAAGCUACAGGAAGAAACAGACGGCGCAGUCGGUCCUGUCGUCACUGGGGGCCUCAAUUGUGAUGGCUGUUCGUUCUAUUCUUCUCAGGGACGUCAGGACCCUGCAUUCUGGGAUGACAACAAGGACCUUAUUGAACACGUCAUGAAGGUGCAUCCAGAGACGGAUUGUUCGGAAAUGGAAACGAGUAUGUUGUUCCACCUCGCCAAGUGCUCGGUUCAACAAAAGAUCAAGGCUGCUGGAUGCAUGCAAGUGUUUGCAGACCGUGUGGGUAAUGGCUUUAUCCGUCCAGAGGUGGUCACUGUGUUAGAACCGGCUGUCGGCAAAGCAGUGCUGGAUACACUGGUUUCAACGAAAAUUGAGGAUGAAAUGGAUCCGGUUGGCACUGUGUGGGAAUGUGUCAACAAGCCAUCCGUUUAAUCUUUCCACACUUCACCUCGCACACGCUCAAGACUAUCCUCAAACCAUUUAAUAAAUUAUUCUAUAUACCUUGGCAUUUAAUUUGUCUAUUUUUAACAAACAUUGCUUGAACUGCUGUUGUGUUUUCUCGAACUUUGGUUGUCUCUGUUGCACAAUG